CUUAUCGAAUUCUAAUUACAUUUAUAUAAUACGGAUAUCCAAACAACACGAACCAUUGAUAUACUGACACUCUUCGCGAAUGGACCGUCAAAUUUUUAACAGAAAAACAAAAAUGGCAAACAUCUUAGCAUUUUGUGUCAUUGCAUUGACGUUAGUAUCGGCGUCUUUGGCUACAUCAGAUUAUAUCGUUUUAUACUCCGAAAAUGAAAAGGAGUUGCAAGUGACAUAUGAAAAAACAAUAACAUCGAAGAAUCUAAAGUUAACCUUCUAUGAAGAUUGUAUCAAUAAAGAUCCAAGUGUUUGCACCUCGAAAACGGGAGACAAUUCAAGCUACUUACGGUACUUUUCAGAAUCAGAAAAACAGGAAUGUAAGCAUUUCGAACAAAUCAGUGAAUCAAUGAACGAUAUUUUUCAAUUUUGUGUCAACAUGGACAAUAGUUCUUGGUUUGGUGGUGCUGAAACGGGCUUACAAGAAUGGCCUCUAAAUAAACUUAACUGGACAGACAUGUCAUAUGUAACAAAAGAAUCAUACAGCCAAGCAGUCGUCGAGUCUUAUUUCUUUAACUCAGACGGUUUUUACAUACACAUCAACGAUUCAGUUGCCUUAUUUGUAGACAUUAAUGGCCCUAGACCGGGAAAAAUGUGUUUUACCUCAAAAGUUGUUGCUCCGUACAGAAAAGUUAGGAAUAUCAUGCAAUUCCGUGUAUGCAAAUUUAGUAAUCCACGAAUAGCUCACGAAAACGCUAUUAAAGAUUUUCUUGGCACGCCUACAUCUAUACCCGAUCCUUAUGUAAUAAAGUACCCGAUUUGGUCAACAUGGGCUAGAUAUAAGAUUGAUGUCAACACAUCUUCCGUUUUGAGUUAUGCACAAGAAAUAGUUAAAAAUGGAUUUCAAAGAGGUACGUUCGAGAUUGAUGACAAAUGGGAAACUUGCUACGGUAAUGCAGAGGUUGAUGUAAAGCGAUUUGAAAAUAUUCGUGAUACAGUAAAUAAACUAAAAUCGUACGGUUUUAAGACAUCGUUAUGGACCCAUCCGUUCGUAAAUAAAGAAUGUUCUAUUCACGAGACGAUUAAAAACAAAGGAUACUUUGUGAAUAGUACAUUGAAUACAGUGGAUUCUACAUGGUGGAAUGGCAAUGCCUCUUAUGUAGACUUCACAAAUCCCGAAGCAGCGGCAUGGUGGUCCAAUUCUCUACGUAAUUUACUUGCAACAUCUGGCAUUGAUACAUUAAAGUUCGACGCAGGAGAAUCCAGUUGGAGUCCGCCACUUCCAAUCUAUUACGAUAAUGAUUUGACAUACUAUCCUGAUAACAUUGUAAACGCAUAUCUCAAUACAAUUAAGGCUUUUGGCAAUGGAAUAGAGUACAGAUCAUCCAGAAGAAGUCAAGAAUUUGGUUGUUUAUUAAGAAUGAUUGAUCGCGAGUCCCGGUGGAAUUACGAAUUAGGGUUACCAACACUAGUAACAUCUCUGAUACAUUUGAAUAUGAUCGGAUAUCCGUUCGUAUUGCCGGAUAUGAUUGGUGGAAAUGGUUAUAACAACUUACCGCCAUCUAAAGAGAUGUAUAUUAGAUGGAUGCAAGCCGCUGUAUUUAUGCCAGUCGUACAGUUUUCAUACACUCCUUGGGACUUUGACUCACAGACAUUAAGCUUGUGCCGACAUUUUAUGGAUCUCCGCAGCAACUAUACCGACACAAUUGUGGAUCUAAUGAAAAAUACUGUUGCUAAUGGUAGCCCUGUGAAUCCUCCAGUCUGGUGGAUCGAUCCAACUGAUGCAGAUGCAUAUGCGAUCGAUGACCAAUUUCUUUUGGGUGAAAAUAUCCUGGUAGCUCCAGUAAUUGUCGAAGGUGCAACUUCUCGUAAUAUCUACUUGCCCACGGGUUUGUGGAGAGACGAAAACCAUCCCGGAAAUCCACUCUUAUCUGGGAGAAAAUGGCUGAUCAAUUACCCUGCCAGUCUUGAAGUCCUUCCGUGGUUUACUAGAGUUAGUUCUGAGAGUUUAUCAGAAUCCUCCAGCUCAGUUUGCCGUAUACCAUCUGCUAGUUAUAUUUUCGUUUUAGGUUUAAUCGCGUAUUUAUUUCGAUGAAAUUAAUAAUAUAAUAUGACAUUUAUAGUUACCUACCUAACAUAGUGUAAUAUUAUGAUAUACCUAAUAUUUAUAUACUUGAUUGUACAGCCAGUUGUCAAAUAAUGUAGCUGGAAUUUAAUUUAUUCAACUGAGUGAUAUUAUUAUAAUUAUAAUUUUGACAUUUUACAAAACAUUGUUUAAUUUAUUAACGAAAUUAGAUGUGCCAACUUGUAUGUAAGAGAAGGUCUAGUAAAUUAUUAAGCGUGAACGUAGAUUAAAUAAGCUGCUAAGUAACUCGCGGAGUAUAUACUACUUAUUAGUUUAAUAAUAAAGGGAUAUUAAAUUGAAAAAUUCAAAAUUUCAAAAAAGGAUGGACUUUUUAUAAUGUUUUUGAAUUGUAUAGAUUCAAUUUUAUUUUGCAUAUUAUUAUUAUUAUUAUUAAUAUAAUAGUAUAUGGAUUACGGAUAUAAAAUAAUAAUUAGUAUCAUAGGUACUGAGGAUAUUAGUAAGCUA
Rhopalosiphum maidis (corn leaf aphid) is the source of this 2578-nucleotide messenger RNA. RefSeq names its product myogenesis-regulating glycosidase-like. Gene Ontology annotation, biological process: carbohydrate metabolic process. The transcript is spliced from 8 exons. Gene Ontology annotation, molecular function: hydrolase activity, hydrolyzing O-glycosyl compounds. NCBI's taxonomy places the organism in Eukaryota, Metazoa, Arthropoda, Insecta, Hemiptera, Aphididae. The record is from RefSeq and is a predicted model, not a curated record. Bases 80 to 2083 code for a protein of 667 amino acids.